AUGUCAACUUGGAGUUAUGGUCACCCUCUUCUUAUUAUUCAAUUUACAACAAUUGGGUUUAUUGUGCAUGAUGUUCCUGCAGAAUCUGUGAUGCACAAGUGCGUAGUGCACUUUAUCCCUCUAAACAAGCAGAUUCCAAAUCGCAAACAGCAUCCUGGUUUUAUUGUGCAGAAAGUGUAUGACACUGAACAAAGGAGAUUGUUUAAGCUAACUGAUAAGGACUAUGAAGAUACCAAACAGUGUGAACUUGAUGAACUUGUUCAGAAAACUUUAGCACGGCUUGGUGAUCUCCCUGACAUUGAGACAGAAGAUAACCAUACUGAUCAGGAAGAUCAGUUGAAGAAUAAGAGAUUGCUCUGGAGAAAAAACAUGUCACCUCUUGAUGUCUCAAGGGAUGAUGAGGCGAUGACAAAGUCGGGUCAACCCCUAAAAGCUGAAACACCUGGGAGUGUUACAAGUAAUACUUCCGAAUACUACACAAUUCUCUCUAACUUUAAGGCCCUAACAGGUGAAACACAGCGCGACAAAUGGUUAGAAAGGCUUCUUCAAGGAAUUCAAUUCAUAUGCACUCCCAUGGACAGCGGGCAGAGUGAUGCUAAAGAGGACUUACAUAACAGUAGCUCAAAAGGUGCAAAUGGAGCUCAAGAGAAAAGUGGUGACACUACUUUCGUCUGGCCAGAUUCUGCUGUUCCUGCUGUAACUGCUCUUGAGAAAGCCUCACAUGCUGCCCUUUCUACAGAUUUUCAGAAAUAUAACCAAAAGAUGAGGCAGUUGGUAUUCAAUCUUAAGAAUAAUGCAUUACUGGCCAGACGUCUAUUGAAUGGAGAGUUGGAGCCUUCACAAAUUAUGAACUUGUCUCCAACUGAGUUAAAAGUUGAAGUUGAUGUCCACAAAUUUGGGGGCGAAGAGGGUGACGAUGAAGAGGAGAAGGUGGAUAGAGGUAGGGAGGGUGAGGAUAAGGAUGAGACAAAUAAGAUAGAUGAGGAUGAGAAAGAGGAGGAGGAAGAGAAUAAGGAAGAGGCUAUAACUGAAAUGCUAACUCUAACGUUGGAGCUGUUGAAAAAGAUGGACAGAGAAAUCAAUCAGAAAUUUACACGGUUAGAUAAGGAAAUGAGUCAGAUGGUUUUAUGA
Molecule: messenger RNA, 1131 nt
Organism: Diospyros lotus (date-plum)
Lineage: Eukaryota; Viridiplantae; Streptophyta; Magnoliopsida; Ericales; Ebenaceae
Exons: 5
Coding region: 1-1131 (376 amino acids)
Biological process (GO): DNA-templated transcription
Source: RefSeq, a predicted model, not a curated record